AAGAAACACGAUAAAUAGAUGAACUUUGAAAAAGCAUGAAGGCAUCUGGUUGUCAAGUUCCAGCCAGUGGAAGCGCGCCGGAUCCAGAAGCAACGACAGGAUGAACUGAGACAUUGCGCGCAAGAGUUUUGCCACAGGCGUAAAGGUCUGACCUCGGUGGAGAUGAUUUCUGAGACGGACAGCUUGGUGAGGAUGUAUCAAUGAAGAAUGUGACCGCGCCUGACUGUCUCCAAACGGGGUGGAUGAAGGAGCCGUCGGCGGUGUCAUGCGUCUUGCCCCGCAGCCAAGCGCGCAACCCUUGCGGCUCUUAGUUCUGCUCCUCUUCACCGCGGGGCUGAGCGCGUCCCCGGUGCUCUCCUCGGGCUGCCCGGACAGGUGUGUGUGUGACGACCAGCUGGUGGUUCAAUGCGCUGGGCAGCACCUGACCACCUUUCCGGUCAACUUGCCGCUUGCCACCCGGCAGCUCAUCAUCUCCAACAACCGCAUCGUGGAGCUGCCGCCGCUUGCGCUCAACUACCUCUCCGACCUGGUGUACCUGGACUGCAGCAACAACUCCCUUACGGAGAUAUCCGAGUCCACGUUUGGGAAUCUACGGAAGCUGGCCUACCUGGACCUCUCCUUCAACACUUUGAUCCGGAUCGAGGACAGGACGUUCGGACCCCUGGCGAGCCUGGUGAUGCUCAGGAUGACCGACAACCCUGGGCUCUCGGAGAUUCACCAGGACGCCUUUGUGGAAAACGCGGCCCUCCAGGUUCUGGAUGUGAGUCGGAACAACCUGACGGUCGUCAACAUCACGUCCCUGAUCGCACUGCCAGCCCUGCGCUCCGUGGGGCUCAGCGGGAACCCGUGGAGCUGCGAGUGCGACAACGAGGACCUGUGUCUGUGGGUCCACCUGGAGGGCUUCAAGUUCCAAGAUGAGGGCCAGACGGUGUGUGGCUCACCUGCUGACAUGCAGGGCCGUCGUCUGGGUGAGGUGGGCAUCCAGCUACGGACGUUAUGUCACCAGACUCUGGGCUCCUGGGACUACCUGUUCUUUGUCGUCAUCGGCUUUGUCAUCUUUGCGGCUGGCACCGUGUCGGCCUGGGUGAUGGGCGUCAUUAUGGUGCUCUACGAGCGCUACAUCAAGAAGAAAGACGAACAGCUCGAUGUGGACGACGAGGAAGACUCUAGUGAGACUGGUCGUCCCUCGCGAGCCAGGAGUGACCAUGGCAACGGGAAUUUGAAAGCGUCACAAACUGUCUAAA
This is a messenger RNA of Anoplopoma fimbria (sablefish), 1244 nucleotides long. Its product is annotated as leucine-rich repeat-containing protein 52-like. Gene Ontology annotation, molecular function: transmembrane transporter binding; potassium channel activator activity; voltage-gated potassium channel activity. The coding region runs from base 266 to 1243 and encodes 325 amino acids. Gene Ontology annotation, cellular component: voltage-gated potassium channel complex. The transcript is spliced from 2 exons. Lineage: Eukaryota; Metazoa; Chordata; Actinopteri; Perciformes; Anoplopomatidae. The record is from RefSeq and is a predicted model, not a curated record.